Molecule: messenger RNA, 2484 nt
Organism: Gryllus bimaculatus (two-spotted cricket)
Lineage: Eukaryota; Metazoa; Arthropoda; Insecta; Orthoptera; Gryllidae
Source: the annotation of a GenBank genome assembly
AUGAGCACUAACAAUCGUGGAAAUCGAGGCGGUACCUUUUGGAGGGGAAAAGGACGUGGAAGAGGAUGGAGACCUUACAACAAACAACCCAAACCAGUGGGAAACAAAACGUUUGCCGGUAAUAGUAAUAAUAGUAAUGUAGGCAACAUUGUGUCGACGCCAAACUGUUCACGAAGUAGCCAGCAACAAGUAUCUGAUAUAUUUGAAGCAAUACCAUGUCCUUACAGUGGAUGGAAAUUGUAUCAUACCAAAGAGGCUUAUAAAGAAGGUUCCUCUACUGUAAUAAAAAUUCAAUCUGUUGAAAGAUUUAUAAGAAAGAAUAUUAAGUCUUACUCUGCUUCAGACAUUAUGGAACGGCGUGCAUUUGCAAUCGAUGUGAAGUCAUUAUUAGCUGAUGAGGAUUUCAAUGAAUCUUGGCCGACAUUUAAAGAAGAAUUGUUUGAGAAGCCUGAUUAUACAUUGAAUAACCUUGGCUUAGCAAUGCAUCAAGUUGCUGUGAAGGAAAUUGAAAAUAAAUUGAAAAGAAAGUUAAGUCAAGAUAAUGCCCCUCUUCCUGCUGUAAAUGUACCUAUAAUAAGAGCAAGAAUUACUGGAUAUGAACCUGUACUUCAACUGAAAAAUUUGAAGGCCAAUUAUUAUAAUAAAAUGGUGGCAAUUCAUGGAACAAUUAUUCGUGUGGGAAAUAUUAAGUUAUUGUGUGUAUGGCUGGCAUUUGAAUGUAUGUCAUGUCAUGGUCUUCAGUGCAUAAAACAACCAGAAGGGACAUAUACACCACCUACUAAAUGCAGAAGUGACAAAUGUAGGAGUCGACAAUUUCUUCCUUUGCAUUCAUCUCCUUACACUCAAACUGUCAAUUGGCAGUCUGUAAGAGUGCAAGAAAUAGUGGCAGAUGAUCAGAGAGAAGGUGGUCGUGUUCCGAGAACUAUUGAGUGUGAAUUGACCGAAGAUUUGUUGGACAGUUGCUUACCAGGAGAUGUAGUUUCUAUUAUAGGCGUGAUUAAAGUGCGUAAUAAUGAGGAGUUUAAAAAACAGAAGGCUCCUAGUAUGUUUUUGUUGUAUUUAGAAGGAGUGUCUGUUAUUAAUAGUAAAAGCCAUUCUCUUAGCUCAAGAAACUCUGCAAUGGGAGUUAAACUAGAUGGAAAAGAUUUCUGUGCAAUUAAGGAAAUCCGUUCCCAGCCAUCACUUUUCAGACUUCUUGUUCACUCUUUGUGUCCCACAAUUUAUGGGCAUGAACUAGUGAAAGCAGGAUUACUGUUGACAUUGUUUGGAGGUUCACAAAAACAUGCUGACAGUCGUUGUGAUCCACAUAUUCUGGUUGUUGGUGAUCCUGGAUUAGGUAAAUCUCAGAUGUUGCAAGCAUGCUCAAGUGUAGCUCCUCGAGGAGUGUAUGUUUGUGGAAAUACUUCUACCUCCACUGGUUUAACAGUUACUUUAACUCGUGAAUCUGGAGGAGAUUAUGCUUUAGAAGCAGGAGCUUUGGUUCUAGCUGAUCAAGGUUGUUGUUGCAUUGAUGAAUUUGACAAAAUGACAACACAACAUGCAGCAUUGUUGGAGGUUAUGGAACAACAGAGUGUUAGCAUAGCUAAGGCAGGAGUUGUGUGUUCACUUCCAGCACGUACAUCGAUUCUUGCAGCUGCCAAUCCUUCAGGUGGUCAUUACAACAGAGCAAAAACUGUUUCUGAGAAUUUACGAAUAGGUCCUGCUCUGCUUUCAAGAUUUGAUCUGGUAUUCAUUCUUCUCGACAAACCCAACGAACACUUGGAUAGUUUACUUUCAGAACAUGUUAUGGCUCUUCACUCUGGGAUGAAACAUGCUCUUAACCAAUCACUUUCUCAGUUAUCAGGAACAUCUAGAAAUUCCCAAAAUUCUGAAUCAGAUGAGAAACAGCUCUCGCUUGGAGAACGAUUGAAGUUGAGAUCGGGUGAAGCAAUUGAUCCUGUCCCCCAUCAGUUGUUGCGUAAAUAUCUUGCAUAUGCUCGAAAAUAUAUCCAUCCCAUUCUUUCAAGUGAAGCAGCUGAAGUAAUUCAAAAGUUUUACCUAGAACUUAGGAAAGAGCAUCAUACAAUGGACAGCACUCCUGUCACCACUCGACAGUUGGAAUCUCUUAUAAGACUUACAGAAGCUCGAGCAAAAGUUGAGUUGCGAGAAAACGUUACAGUGGAUGAUGCUCUUGAUGUUGUGGAGGUAAUGAGACACAGUUUAGUGGAUACUUAUAGUGAUGGAAUAAGUCUCGAUUUUCGGAGAUCACAAAAUGGUUCAGGACUGAGCAGCAAAAAUCAAGCUAAAAAGUUUAUUAAUGCUUUACAAAAGCGAGCAGACAUUCAGAAUAGGUCUGUAUUUUCUUCUCAGGAGUUGAAGGAGGUUUCUGAACUUUCUGGUGUCCAAGUAAGUGACUUUGGAAACUUUAUUUCCUCAUUGAAUGUUCAAGGUUUUCUUUUGAAAAAAGGUCCUAAAUUGUAUCAACUUCUCACAGUUGAUUAUUAA